AUGGGCGAGAUCGUCCCGUUUCAAGACCUCAACCUCUCUCCGGUUCCGGCCGUCGGUAACGGCAACGGCAACGGCAACACCAGCGCCUCCGGCGGUGCUACAACGUCAACUCCCAAUUUCCUGAAGGUUCCCAAAAUCGAGCCCAAGCUCGAGCCGCUAGACGAGAGCCCAAUUGAAGCCCAGCCGCUCCAGGAACCAGACGACGAUUACUUCCAGGACCCCGCCCCUCUUAACUUUUAUUCCGAUCCCCAAAAUACCUCUCUCCCCCAGUCCGCCGUCGUCUCCACCGAACAAGAUAAUGUCUAUUCCGAGUACCACCGAAUCUCGGAGCUCUUCCUGGCGGCUUUCGCUAAACGCCUGGAGCAGCAGCAACAUCAGCAGUACGGCGACGAGGUCACGGCGUUGGACCCGAACGCUGGUGCGAUUGUGCCCGUCGACACUGAGAAUCAGGUUUCCCCGAUCCUGGUGCCUCGGCCGCAGCGGAAGUACGUGAAGCGCUCCUCGGAGCUCGUUCGGGUAACGGACCUUCAGAUUGAGGAUAAGCGGUACUUCAGGGAGAUGGUUCGCAGCACUCGGUUGUUGUUCGACUCGUUUCGCGUAUUCGCCGUCGCAGAGGAACAGAAGCGACUCAGCGCUGUGGGUCCCGCCUUCAGAAAGCCUCGUGGGGAUCUACUGGCGGCCUCAGUGAUGAGGGACCGUGGGCUUUGGAUCAAUCGUGAUAAGCGAAUCGUGGGUCCUAUUCCUGGGAUUGAGAUUGGGGAUGUCUUCUUCUUCAGGAUGGAAUUGUGUGUGCUUGGGCUCCAUGGCAUACCUCAAGCAGGAAUUGACUACCUACCUAUGAGCCAGAGCUCAAAUGGGCAGCCUAUCGCCACCAGUAUAAUUGUUUCUGGGGGCUACGAAGAUGAUGAAGACGCCGGAGACGAGAUAACCUAUACUGGGCAUGGAGGGCAGGACAAGUUUGGGAAGCAUUGUGUUCAUCAGAAGCUUGAAGGAGGGAACUUAGCCAUGGAGCGUAGCAUGUAUUAUGGAAUUGAGGUAAGAGUUAUCAGGGGGUUUAAAUAUGAAGGGAGUAUUAGUAGCAAGAUUUAUGUCUAUGAUGGUUUAUACAAGAUUCACGACUGCUGGUUUGAUGUGGGAAAAUCAGGAUUUGGUGUCUACAAGUUUAAGCUGUCUAGGAUAGAAGGACAGAAGGAAAUGGGUAGUGCAAUUCUGAAAUUUGCAGGGAGCUUGAGGGCUAAGCCAUUGAGCGUGAGGCCAACUGGGUAUAUACAUCUUGAUAUCUCGAAUAGAAAAGAACUUGUCCCUGUCAUGGUGUUUAAUGAUAUCGAUAAUUUUGGGGAUCCGUUGCACCAUGAUUACCUUCCAAAGGCUCUGUUUCCCCCUCACUUGUGCAACACUGGAAGUAGUGGAACUGGGUGUGAUUGCGUUUCGGGCUGUGUGGAUGGUUGUUUUUGUGCGAUGAAGAAUGGUGGUGACUUUGCUUACGACCAACAUGGAUUUCUGGUGAGGGGAAAGCCCUUGAUAUUUGAAUGUGGACCCUUUUGCAAAUGCCCACCCAGCUGUCGCAAUCGUGUAAGCCAGAGAGGCUUGAGAAAUAGAAUGGAAGUGUUCAGGUCCAGGCAAACAGGCUGGGGAGUUAGGUCAUUGGAUUUGAUACAUGCAGGUUCGUUUGUAUGUGAGUAUGCAGGAGUUGUACUCACGAGAGAGCAAGCUGAGAUUUUUGCUAUGAGUGGUGAUACAUUGAUUUAUCCAAGUCGGUUUUCAAGUAGAUGGGCAGAAUGGGGAGAUUUAUCUCGUAUUUAUCCUGACUAUGUUCCUCCAACAUAUCCUGCUCUCCCGCCUUUGGAUUUUGCGAUGGAUGUAUCUAGAAUGAGGAAUGUUGCUUGCUACAUGAGCCACAGCACAGCUCCAAAUGUAAUGGUGCAGUUUGUGUUGUAUGAUCAUAAUAAUCUGAUGUUCCCCCACCUUAUGAUUUUCGCAACUGAGAACAUUCCUCCUUUGCGGGAGAUAAGUCUUGACUAUGGGGUUGCAGAUGAAGUAACGGGCAAACUUGCUAUUUGCAAUUGA
Molecule: messenger RNA, 2067 nt
Organism: Linum tenue
Lineage: Eukaryota; Viridiplantae; Streptophyta; Magnoliopsida; Malpighiales; Linaceae
Source: the annotation of a GenBank genome assembly